Molecule: messenger RNA, 2642 nt
Organism: Trichechus manatus latirostris (Florida manatee)
Lineage: Eukaryota; Metazoa; Chordata; Mammalia; Sirenia; Trichechidae
Gene: TSHR
Product: thyroid stimulating hormone receptor
Exons: 10
Coding region: 101-2395 (764 amino acids)
Biological process (GO): activation of adenylate cyclase activity; hormone-mediated signaling pathway; adenylate cyclase-activating G protein-coupled receptor signaling pathway
Cellular component (GO): plasma membrane
Molecular function (GO): G protein-coupled peptide receptor activity; thyroid-stimulating hormone receptor activity
Source: RefSeq, a predicted model, not a curated record
CCGUUCCCCGUCUCCUUCAGCCUGGAGGAACCAGAGGCACUCUGGGCUGGGAAUGAGGCAGUAGCGGAGGAUGAAGAAGUAGCCUGGGGGUCCGUGGAAAAUGAGGCAGAAGCCCCUGCUGCAGCUGGUGCUGCUGCUGGCCCUGCCCAGGGUCCUGGGGGGAAAGGAGUGUCUGUCUCCGCCCUGUGAGUGCCACCAGGAGGACGACUUCAGAGUCACCUGCAAGGAUAUUCACCACAUCCCCAGCCUUCCAGCCAGUACCGAGACUCUGAAACUUACAGAGACUCAUCUGGAAACUAUUCCCAGUCAUGCAUUUUCAAAUCUGCCCAAUAUUUCCAGGAUCUACUUAUCAAUAGACGCAACUCUGCAGCGGCUGGAAUCACAUUCCUUCUACAAUAUGAGUAAAAUGACUCACAUAGAGAUUCGGAAUACCAGAAGCUUAACUUACAUAGACCCUGGUGCCCUAAAAGAGCUCCCCCUCCUGAAGUUCCUUGGAAUUUUCAACACUGGACUUAAAGUAUUUCCUGACUUGACCAAAGUUUAUUCCACGGAUGUAUUCUUUAUACUUGAAAUAACAGACAACCCUUACAUGACUUCGGUUCCUGUGAAUGCUUUUCAGGGGCUGUGCAAUGAAACCUUGACACUGAAACUAUACAACAAUGGCUUUACUUCAGUCCAAGGACAUGCUUUCAAUGGGACGAAGCUGGAUGCUGUUUACCUGAACAAGAAUAAACACCUGACGGUUAUUGACAAGGAUGCAUUUGGAGGAGUAUACAGUGGACCAACCUUGCUAGACAUCUCCCAUACCAGUGUUACAGACCUGCCAUCGAACGGCCUAGAGAACUUGAAGGAAUUGAUAGCAAGAAAUACUUGGACUCUAAAGAAACUCCCACUUUCCUUGAGUUUCGUUCACCUCACACGAGCUGACCUUUCUUAUCCAAGCCAUUGCUGUGCUUUUAAGAAUCAGAAGAAAAUCAGAGGAAUGCUUGAGUCCUUAAUAUGCAAUGAGAGCAGAAUUCGGAGCCUGGGUCAAAGGAAAUCUGUGAAUGAUUUGAAUGGCCCGCUUUACCAGGAAUAUGAGGAGGAUCCAGGUGACAGUAGUGCUGGGUACAAGGAAAACCCCAAGUUCCAGGAUACCCCCAGCAACUCUCAUUAUUAUGUAUUCUUUGAAGAACAAGAAGAUGAGAUCAUUGGUUUCGGGCAGGAGCUCAAAAACCCCCAGGAAGAGACCCUACUGGCCUUUGACAGCCAUUACGACUACACCGUGUGUGGGGACAAUGAAGACAUAAUGUGCACCCCCAAGUCAGAUGAGUUCAACCCCUGCGAGGACAUAAUGGGCUACAAGUUCCUGAGAAUCAUGGUGUGGUUUGUGAGUCUGCUGGCUCUUCUGGGCAAUGUCUUUGUCCUGCUUAUCCUCCUCACCAGCCACUACAAACUGACUGUCCCGCGCUUUCUGAUGUGCAACUUGGCCUUUGCGGACUUCUGCAUGGGGAUGUACCUGCUCCUUAUUGCCUCUGUAGACCUCUACACUCAGUCUGAGUACUACAACCAUGCCAUCGACUGGCAGACAGGCCCUGGGUGCAACACGGCUGGUUUUUUUACUGUCUUUGCCAGUGAGUUGUCAGUGUACACGCUGACAGUCAUCACCCUGGAGCGCUGGUAUGCUAUCACUUUCGCCAUGCGCCUGGACCGGAAGAUUCGCCUCAAGCACGCAUAUGCCAUCAUGGUUGGGGGCUGGGUUUGCUGCUUCCUGCUUGCCCUGCUCCCUUUGAUGGGAGUAAGUAGUUAUGCCAAGGUCAGCAUCUGCCUGCCCAUGGACACCGAGACUCCUCUCGCUCUGGCUUAUAUUGUCCUUGUUCUGUUGCUCAACAUAGUUGCUUUCAUCAUCGUAUGCUUCUGUUACGUGAAGAUCUACAUGACAGUCCGAAAUCCCCAGUAUAACCCAGGGGACAAAGACACCAAGAUUGCCAAGAGGAUGGCUGUGUUGAUCUUCACUGACUUCAUGUGCAUGGCCCCAAUCUCAUUCUAUGCUUUGUCAGCACUUAUGAACAAGCCUCUCAUCACUGUUACCAACUCCAAAAUCUUGCUGGUUCUCUUCUAUCCACUUAACUCCUGUGCCAAUCCAUUCCUUUAUGCCAUCUUCACUAAGGCCUUCCAGAGGGAUGUUUUCAUACUGCUCAGCAAGUUUGGUGUCUGUAAACGCCAGGCCCAAGCAUAUAGGGGCCAAAGAGUUUCUCCAAAGAACAGCAUUGGUAUUCAGGUCCAAAGGGCUACCCGGGACAUGAGACAAAGUCUUCCCAACAUGCAUGAUGACUAUGAACUGAUUGAAAAUGCCAAUCUAACUCCAAAUAAGCAGGACCAAAUCUCAGAAGAGUAUCAGCAAACAGCUUUGUAGGCUGGCCCUACACUACUUGCAAUGGUAGGGGGACUUAACAAAAGGCUGGUUUCCUGAACAUACAUUCCAACCCCAUAACACCCAUAAUGCACAACUGAACUAACCUAACCCUGUGCGGGUGAUAUUUCAUGGGACAAGGGUUCAUCUCCAGAGAGUGACUUGAGUUAAACUAAUUAUCACCUUGGAGAAGGAAGAGAUGCCACCAACAUGUCUGAAGACCAGGUGAUAUCAAAAUAAUUGAUGCUUU